CAGUGGUGACUGAAUACCUUAUAGAAUGGACUAGAGACACCUCAGUAGGCUGUUCUGAUGAGGACACAGGCAGUACCACUAUCACUGGACGUACCAGACACUACUAUACCUGGACUAGAGGAAGACAGUAGGUAUGCAGUCACUGUGACAGCCUCUAAGGAGCCCUGGAGAGUGAAGUCAGUAACCACAGUCACUGCAAUGACAUGGUGGCAGACCCAUCUGCCGCUCCAAGUCGAUGUGGAGGAAAUCGAGUGAAUCUCCUCUCCAUCACUGUCCAGUGGGGAGAGUGUACCAUGUGUCGAUCAGAAUGGAGCCAUCACAGGCUACUCAGUCCAGUAUGGAGUGAUGGGGAGUGGGCAGCACACAGACUGUCGACUGUUAAUGGAGCUGAUGUUACUGAGACGAUCAUUGAAAACCUCAUGUCAUCCACUACUUACUCUAUUGAAGUGGCAGCAGUCAACAGCGCUGGUACUGGAGAGUACAGUGAUCCCAGAAAUCAACUGACACGAGUUGAGGCUCCAGUUGUGACGGUAGUUGAGUCUUCAGUGACAGCUACCAGUAUCCAGUAACCUGGACAGUGGUGGCUCAGAGGGAGUCAGUUAUGUGGUGGAGUGGGAAUAUGGUGGAGGGUGUCCUGGUAUCAGUGGAGGCAGUCAGAGCAUUGGUGUUGGUGGGGGCAGAGAGUACACUAUAGAGGGUCUGGAGGAAUACAUCACAUACUCCAUUACUGUCAGAGCUAGCAAUUCUCUGGGCAGUGUUGAUAGUACUGCAGUUGAUGGAAGAACCAGUGAAGCAAGACCAUCUGCUCCUCCAAUCGACGUGACUGCUGAUGGUGCAUCAACCAUCAUCACUAUCCAGUGGGGAGAAGUGCCAUGUAUCCAUCAGAAUGGAGCCAUCACAGGCUACUCAGUCCAGUAUGGGGUGGAGGGGAGUGGGAACACACAGACCCUAAUAUCCACGGGAAAUGGAGCUGAAAUAUCUGGACUGGUAAUCUCCACAAACUACACUGUCCAAGUGGCUGCCAUAACUUCAGCUGGUGUUGGAGAAUACAAUGACCCACCACUCAUUGUCAACACUGAGACUGCAAUCGCUUUGACCAUAGUUGCUGCUACCACUACUUCCAUAUUGAUCCAAUGGGAUGUGAUUGAGGAAGCACAGGGAUCAAUAAUGCCAUCAGGAUACAACAUCUCCUACAGAAACACUGAAUACACUGACUGUUUCACAAAAUCCAACACCAUCUCUAUUCUUACUGAUUCUCUUGGAGGAAACUACAAUAUUGUAGGUUUAGAGGAAGGAACAGACUAUUCAAUCACUGUAGCUCUCCUGAUGGAUGGUGCUGUUACUGAUAGGAACACUGUCCUACAGGCUACUGCAGAAGCAGCUCCGUCAGCCCCUCCAUCUGAGGUGAUGGUGGCCAGUGUGACCUCUUCGACCAUCACUGUGGUGUGGGGAGAGGUACCUUGUAUCCAUCAGAAUGGAGCCAUCACAGGCUACUCAGUCCAGUAUGGAGUGAUGGGGAGUGGGAGCACAGAGUCUAUGGCUGUUGAUGGAGACUCCAGUGGAGGAAUGGCCACAAUCUCUGGACUGGAAGCAGCUACAAUGUAUGAGUAUCAAGUUGCAGGAAGAACUAGUGCUGGACCUGGAGAAUACAGUAGUACAAUGACCACACUAACAUCAGUGAGAGCUCCAACUGUGAUAGACUCCUCAGUAGGUCCAUUCUCAAUCUCCAUCUCCUGGACCAGCUCUGGUCCAGUGGUGGAGAGAUAUGAGGUGGAGUGGCAGAGAGACAGCUCAGGAGUCUGUCCUGAUGAACACAUGGGCAGUGCCACUGUGUCUGGAGGGUCUGUUAGGAGCUAUGACAUCACCAACCUGUUUGGUGAUAGUAGCUACAGCAUCAGAGUCAAUGCAACGAAUGCUGCUGGGUCUGCAAUCAGUGACCCACUAGUGGUAUCCACUGUUGAAGCAGCUCCCACAGCCCCACCUGCUAGUCUAUCCUCAUCCAGUGUCACUCCAAGCAGUUUCAGUAUUCAGUGGGGGAGGGUGCCUUGUAUCCACCGUAAUGGAGACAUCACAGGCUACUCUGUACUGGUUCAUGGGAAUGGGAGCAUGCAGAUGAUAGAUAUCAAUGACCCUGAUGUUCUAACAACUGAUAUCUCUGGACUGGUGUCUGACACGAUGUAUCUGGUGCAAGUUGCAGGAGUCAAUGGGCAGGGAACUGGGGUGUAUCGAGACCUCGCUGUUACCACACCUCAAACUGUAUACCUCAACUUUGGUGGGAUGAACCUCCCCACAAAUGGUUUGGUGAACAUCAGUCAACUGGGCAACUCCACUGAUACCGGGUUGGUCUGCAGCACAGACCAAUCCACGGAUGGGACACCCACAGGUGGAUGGUUUAACUCUGACGGAACAAUGCUAAGCACCAGCAGCUCUGAGGGGUUCUUUGUCAGUGAUGGAUCUGACGGAGUGUACCUGUUGAGAGGCUCAGGGAUACCAGUGGAGGGAAUCUAUACCUGCAGAGCCACCGACAGCUCUGGGAACUCUCGAACUGUCUUUGUUGGUCUCUACAAUGAGCAGGGAGGUGAAGUGGUGAUUGGUGGGGAGAUAGGGUUCACACUGGUCUCAGAGCUUACUGCAGAGGAGCCUCAGUUUACCCUGUCCUGUAACUCCACCGAUGGACCUGCUACAUCUGUCAUUUGGACCAGAGAUGCUGACACUGUUGGGGGAGGAACAACUGCAUUGAAUGAUGCAGUGGCUGGACACUACACCCACACCCUGACUGUGACUGGGAGACUGGGAGGAGUCUACAUCUGCACUGUUUCCAACAGCAUUUCAACUGCUGCUAGCCAAGGACAAACCAUAUCAGUUGCGAGUGCCCCUACUAAUUUGAUGUUGAUUCAAACGGAUGCUACAACUAUCAGAGUGACCUGGACCCCCCCAUCUCCACUGGGAAGUACCACUGGGUACACUGUAUUCUACUCCAGUGCAGAGUCAAAUGAGGCACUAGAUGUCCGCGAGGCCAGCACCAGUGAGGUGGAGUUGAUGAACCUGGCAGAGGGAGGGAGCUACUCUAUAUCCCUGGUGGCCAGAUCCCAACAUCUCCCCAGUCCAACACUCACUGACACACUGGACUUAGUCAGAGUUCCCAGGAACCUGGAGCUGAGUGUGGCAGACACCACCGGCACCUCCAUCACAGUAUCUUGGACUGUAGCUGGAGGCCAGGUGGAGAGCUACGACAUAGUCUGGGGGACUGGGCUUACUACAGAAGUGUCUGGCGAAGAGGAGAGCUAUACUAUUGAGGGUCUGGAGGAAGGAGAGAGCUAUACCAUCACUCUAACUGCCAGCAAUGCUGCCGGGAGCACUACAGACGACAUCACUGCAUCCACAACUCCAGCCGUAUACCUCAACUUUGGUGGGAUGAACCUCCCCACCAAUGGUUUGGUGAACAUCAGUCAACUGGGCAACUCCACUGAUACCGGGUUGGUCUGCAGCACUGACCAAUCCGCAGAUGGGACACCCGCAGGUGGAUGGUUUAACCCCGACGGAACCAUGCUAAGCUCCAGCAGCUCUGAGGGGUUCUUUGUCAGUGAUGGCUCUGACGGAGUGUACCUGUUGAGAGGCUCAGGGAUACCAGUGGAGGGAAUCUACACCUGCAGAGCCACCGACAGCUCUGGGAACUCUCGAACUGUCUUUGUUGGUCUCUACAAUGAGCAGGGAGGUGAAGUGGUGAUUGGUGGGGAGAUAGGGUUCACACUGGUCUCAGAGCUUACUGCAGAGGAGCCUCAGUUUACCCUGUCCUGUAACUCCACCGAUGGACCUGCUACAUCUGUCAUUUGGACCAGAGAUGCUGACACUGUUGGUGAAGGAACAACUGUAUUGAACGACGCAGUGGCUGCCCACUACACCCACACUCUGACUGUGACUGGGAGACUGGGUGGAGUCUACGUCUGCACCGUUUCUAACAGCAUUUCAACUACUACUAGUAGUGGACAAAACAUAGAAGUUGCCUCGUCUCCUACAAACUUGAUGGUGACUCAAGAAACACCAACCUCUUUCAGGCUCUCCUGGACUCCUCCCUCUCCACUGGGAGACACCACUGGCUACACCAUCUCCUACACUGGAGGAGGCAGCAGUGGUAGUGUGAAUGUUGCCGGUGGCUCAACCGACAGCUUCUCACUGACUGGUCUCGAUAGUGGAGAGACCUACACUAUUUCCCUUAUUGGAAGGUCUCGACAUAUCCCUAGUGCUGCAAUCACAGCUCAAAUUGUACCAAUCCCAGCUCCAGGACAGGUGUUUGUGUCAGUGAGCUCCAUAACAGCCACCUCCAUCUCCCUCUCCUGGAGUGUGUCCAGUGGGAGGGUGGCCAGUUGGGAGGUGGUCUGGAGACCCACUGACAGAGGCACUGAGAGCACCAGUGGUCCUCUGUCUGGCACUACCUACACCAUCCAACAGUUGGACCCCUCCACUAACUACACACUCACUGUAUCAGCCACUAAUGUAGCUGGAACUACUGACAGCACUCCAAUACUUUUCUCUACAGGUGCCAGUAAUCAAGCAACGAGUUCAUCGAGUGAAUUAGAGAGUGGUGCGACCAUUGGUGGAGUGGUAGGGGCUGUAUUGAUCAUUGCUGCAGCGACCCUCGUUCUUAAUGUGGCGAUAGCUCUGCUACUGAGACGUCAGAGAGGCAACUACUCCACCUCUGCCAAGAGGAGGCAUGCCUAAUACUCCUCACUCACCACAACCUAUUCUAUGUAUGCUGUACACACACAGAAGUGAGAUGGUGGGUGCUCCUGGAUCUGCUGCUACAGUUCUAGAACUCUCCAAGUUAUCAGAUAUAACUUAUGCAAGUCCGUUCCAGACCACCAGUAAUGAGGCCUACAAUGUAGUGAGAGGGACUGGAAGGACAGCUGAAGUUGAAUAUGAAGUACCACAAAACCUUCCUCCCUCCACCUCAUCGUUCCAACCUGCAGCUGGAGACAACACCUAUGAACCUGUCUGACACUGACACUCUGUGUGUAUAAAUGAUGUGGUAGCUGAAGCAUUAUAUUUUGUCUUCACCUUUGUUUUUACUCGUUUUUAUCAAUUGCCAUUUGACAUAGUUUUUUUAUAUCACUCGUAGAAGAUACACGAUACUAGUAACUCGAGAUAUGUCAACCACCCCACACCAUGAUAAUA
Messenger RNA from Geodia barretti, 5172 nucleotides. Lineage: Eukaryota; Metazoa; Porifera; Demospongiae; Tetractinellida; Geodiidae. The record is from the annotation of a GenBank genome assembly.